GCCGCCCACCGGCUACCUGGAUAUGAAACUUCGUAACCCGGGAAACGGGUUACAAAUCGAUUUUAUAGUUCAGCGGUCGAGAAAUGUUUUCACCCACAUACUUGGAGAAGUAUUUUGUGAUUCAGGUAACGCGCGCUGUUCGGGUGGGGUAGCGGGCGGUGUGUUCACGGACCAGACAACUGCAGUGGGCUCCGUUGAAUGUGGUUAUACACGUUCCGGGGCGCCGCUGUCAGGCACAGUGCCUCCGUAACGCCACAGCUUCAGUCGGUGAAACACACACUGAGUGAUGCUCGACCAGCCAGCACCAUCCCUCACAGAUCUGAAAAGGAGGUGACUCGAUCAGCAUAUGAAAUUCUCCAGGUCAUCUCCUGGAGGAAACACUAGAGCUGCUCUGCCUACCUACGGAUAUCAGAUCAAACCAAUAACGAUGCAUGGCCUGUAAGCAGCCAAUCAUGGCUCAUAGGAAGAGGCCAGGGACGAGCGGAGGAAACAGUAUGGCUGCUCCAGGCCCUGUCUCCUGUCCCACCCCUCAUCCUACGGAGCCAUGCGACCUGAAAGCCCUCCCCCCUCGGCAACGCCCAGUCCGCUACCCCAAAGAAUCACAUGAUCCGAAACCCCUCCCCCGAUCCUGUAAGGCACAAUAUUCUUCUCCCAAGUCUCGAGACGUGGGCCGCAAUCGUCCAGACGUGGACGCAGACGCAGAGGUCGAAGUGAAGAGGUACGGCAGCCAAGCAGAUGCACAACUGGAAGAUCAGCGGCCUGAAACACCCUCCACGCCUGAGCACAAACACGACCGAGAUGACCACGACCAGGCGGACUUCCACGGUGGAGCCGACAGCCUGGACGAUGACUCCAGCUCCGACUAUAUCAACAACACCUCAGAUGACGAGGAAGACUAUGACGACGGACUGGCAGAGGAGGACGAGGGUGUGACUUACUACAUCCGCUACUGCCCAGAGGACGACAGCUACCUGGAGGGUAUGGACUGCAGCAGCCAGGGAGACUGCAACCACAGUCACAGCCACAGCCAGGGGGACUGCACCGGCACCAUGCAGCCGGUCGGACCCCACACCGAUGAAUGCCAGGAGGCUGUGGAAGGAUGGGUGGAGGAGGGAGAGGCCGAGGGGGAGGUGAGAGAGGAGGAAUGGGUGGAGGACGAGGAGGGAGAGGGAGCAGCGAGGGAAGAGUGGAGAGAAGAGGAGGAAGAGGUGAGGGAAGAGUGGAGAGAGGAAGAUGAGGAAGCGAGGGAGGAGUGGAGGGAGGAAGAUGAGGAAGCGAGGGAGGAGUGGAGGGAGGAGGGCCAGGUCAGGCAGGAGCAGUGGGCGGGACGAGAGAGGCACAGGGUGGAGGAGUGGGGCGAGGGAGAGGGGGAGGUCCGCUGUGAGGUGGUGGAGCAAGAUCCGGACGAGCAGAUAUACAACGGAAGACCAGAGCCGAUCCUGGACCAUCACCACCACCAUCACCACCACCACCACCAGCCCUCCCUGCAAGACACCCUGCACACCCGUGAGGAGGAGGAGGAGGAGGCAGAGAGCGAGGAGUACUGCCCUAAUGAGGAAGAAGAUGAGGAAGGCGAUGAGGAGGAGAGACACGGAAGGGCCUACACCGGAGACUACUAUGCCCCCGAGGACAAUGGGAACUCAGUGCGAGUCUCUCCGUACCGUGGCCGUAAAGUGCUGGUGGUAGAGGGGGAGACGGGUGAGGAGGCCGAGGAGGACAUUGACCAAAUUGUCGCCGAGAUCAAGAUGAGCAUGAGCAUGGGGAGUCUAAGCAGCGGCACUGACCAAAGCCCAGAGGAGUUGGCGCAGGACCCCGCACCGAGCGACUACCCUCACGCCAAGCCUGACGCGGCCCCUUACCCACCAGUUCACCACCGCCACGACAGCAGGCCCAAGUCCCUGAAUCUCCCCUCCAUGCACCACAACAACCCCGACCUUCAGAGGGGCAUCAAGGCACAUCCACGCUCCCCCGAGGACAGGCAGAGAUGGCCACAGGAGCAGGUGAGCAAUGCUGCAGAGCAACCCAGAAAACAGCAGCGCUCCGACCUCAACGUUCCCCUGGAGAACAACAAUGUACCGGAGCCAACAAAGAAGGUUGCGUCGUUCCCCAGCUUUGUCGAUGUCCCAGGACCCUGCGAGCCAGAAGACCUGAUUGAUGGAAUUAUCUUUGCUGCUAACUACCUGGGCUCCACUCAGCUGCUGUCUGAGAGGAACCCCUCCAAGAACAUACGCAUGAUGCAGGCCCAGGAGGCUGUCAGCAGGGUCAAGAGGGUACAGAAGGCUGCCAAAAUCAAGAAAAAGGCGAGCGCAGACGGAGACGCUCAAACCCUCACCGAGGUCGAUCUGUUCAUCUCCACGCAGAGGAUCAAAGUCCUCAACGCAGACUCGCAGGAGACGAUGAUGGACAACGCGCUCCGCACCAUAUCCUACAUCGCUGACAUUGGGAACAUCGUGGUGCUGAUGGCGAGACGCCGGAUGCCGCGCACGGCCUCGCAGGACUGCAUUGAAACUACGCCCGGGGCGCCAGAAGCAAAGAAGCAGUACAAGAUGAUAUGCCACGUCUUCGAGUCUGAGGAUGCCCAGCUUAUCGCUCAGUCCAUCGGCCAGGCGUUCAGCGUCGCUUACCAGGAGUUUCUGAGAGCCAAUGGCAUCAACCCCGAGGACCUGAGCCAGAAGGAGUACAGCGACAUCAUCAACACGCAGGAGAUGUACAAUGACGACCUCAUUCACUUCUCCAACUCUGAAAACUGCAAAGAGCUGCAGCUGGAGAAGAGCAAAGGGGAGAUCCUGGGCGUGGUGAUUGUGGAGUCCGGCUGGGGCUCCAUCCUGCCCACGGUGAUCUUAGCCAACAUGAUGAACGGCGGGCCAGCGGCUCGCUCUGGCAAGCUCAGCAUCGGAGACCAGAUCAUGUCCAUCAACAACACCAGCCUCGUGGGGCUGCCGCUCGCCACCUGUCAGGGAAUCAUUAAGGGCUUAAAGAACCAGGUCCAGGUGAAGAUGAACAUUGUCAGCUGCCCUCCUGUUACCACCGUCCUCAUCAAGAGACCAGAUCUUAAAUAUCAGCUGGGCUUCAGCGUCCAGAACGGCAUCAUAUGCAGCCUGAUGAGAGGAGGUAUCGCCGAGCGAGGUGGGGUCCGAGUGGGUCACAGGAUCAUCGAGAUCAACGGGCAGAGCGUGGUGGCCACAGCACACGAGAAGAUCGUCCAGGCCCUCUCCAACUCUGUUGGCGAGAUCCACAUGAAGACCAUGCCGGCAGCCAUGUUCCGACUCCUAACAGGGCAGGAGACGCCCAUGUACAUAUGAACGACGGCCGGGAACCGUUCUCCAGGACGGGCUGUCAGCUGUGAUUGGUCAUCUCACAGGGCAGACCAAGCUGACCGGUGAUCUCCCUGUCCAUCCAUUUAUCUCUGUUCAUUUCUCUUUUCUUUGAGCUGAUGACUUCAGUUCUUCAUCAUCUCUCCCUUGUCUGUGCUUAACAUGCAGCGGCCAUUUUAUUGACACAAGAUGCUUUUUCCAUCUUUCUGGCUGACGACACAGUGUGUGUGUGUGGAUACUGUUUGUUAUUUAUUUGUCCUGUCUGUGCUUCUCUCUGUGUGUGAUUGUGUUGGACGGACUUAUCGAGUGACUGGCAUCACAGUUUAUUUUUUUUAUAUUCAUAUAAUGCAAUAUGAUACUUCUGCUAUACUUCUUGUAUAGUUUCAUUUUCCUCUCUCUUUAUUUAUUUGUCAUGUAAAUACAUAUUUUGCUAAUAUUGUGACUGAAGGCAGCGGGGGAGGGGAGGGGCCACAGCUGCACUGUAAAUAUUUAUUGACCUCGAUGAUGGCAAAGACACAAUUAAAUGCCGGAUAUCGCAGUAGUUGCCAGCGAAAAGGGGAAAUUACUUUAGUGUUUGAAAUGUCGGUAAGUCGAUAUAAUGUACAUGUGAAUCAAAGCGAUGCCCGCAGCAGGGGUUUAUGGGAGAAACGCCAUAUCCUUUUGAUUUCCGUCAUUUUACGGCAAUACACGAGUUCCACCUCCGAAUGGCAAGAUUAAGUCUUUUCUAAAUCUCAUGUACAAACACUCACACACACAUUUAAAUAACAAGCAACUGAAUUAAACUAUUAACAUGCAUUAAUUAUGCUUUUGAUAUCAAAGUCACACGAAUGAAAACUGAAGUUUCUUUUGCGUGCUACUCUACUGUAUGUUCAUCUUUAGUGUUCCUGACUGAAACUCAUGAAUACUGAGUGGAUUGUGAAUGUAACUGUGUUGUGUGAGCUGUCCCAUUUGCCAUAAGCAGUAUUAGAAUGUCUGUACAUAAAGAGAAACUUGUCUAGUAUUGUGCUCAUGUAAAAAACAAACAAAAAAAAACAAAAACAACAACAAAACACACAGGUUUAGUCACUGCAAACAUCCUCCCACCUGUAUGUUGGCUUUCAGUCUGGAGAGGGAAAGAGAGAACUGUGAAUCACACACUGUGACAGAAAAAAAAGCCUUACCACAGAGUAACGGUUUUACGAUGCAUUGUAGUAAAUUUUAACCAUAUGAACAUUAUCUGUGUGCAUGCCUCGUAAAGUAGUAUCAUGUCAUUGUGGCAAGAUAAUAAAAUCUGAGCUAAACCUGG
Messenger RNA from Lates calcarifer (barramundi perch), 4599 nucleotides. It is a transcript of the gene apba2b, whose product is annotated as amyloid beta (A4) precursor protein-binding, family A, member 2b. The transcript has 16 exons. Lineage: Eukaryota; Metazoa; Chordata; Actinopteri; Centropomidae. The record is from RefSeq and is a predicted model, not a curated record. Gene Ontology annotation, biological process: chemical synaptic transmission. Gene Ontology annotation, cellular component: dendritic spine; cytoplasm; plasma membrane. The coding region runs from base 432 to 3302 and encodes 956 amino acids. Gene Ontology annotation, molecular function: amyloid-beta binding; protein binding.